AUGAAGUUCUUACCAGUUCUGGCAGUGAUCGUGCUCUGCGCAGCGGCAGUCCAGGCUGGCACUGGUCGUCCUCAGUUGGUGCGUCUGCACCAGGUUACCCGGGAGGAGUACAACGAGCUCCUCCGGCUCACCCAGGGCAAGGAGGAGGUUUCCGAGGCCCGUCUUCUCAGCAGCUCCAUUGCCGGCAUCAAGGGUUUGGCUUCCGGCCUCGCUGCUGGUAAUUUUAUUCCAGCUAUCUUCAAUUCCGGCUCCAAGGAUCAGCCCAAGAAGGGACGCCCCCUGUGCGUGAUCUCCAGCAAUGAUUUCGAUCAGUAUCAUGAUGAGGAAAGGCGCUUGGGACGUGUGGUGAGCAUCGAAUUCGAGCCAAGUAGCGGCUCCAGCUCGGGAUCCUCGUCGGGCAGUGGAAGUGGUCACGGAAGUGGAAGUGGUCAUGGAAGUGGAAGUGGUCACGGAAGUGGAAGUGGCCAUGGAAGUGGAAGUAGCGAUGAGGACGAAGAUGUGUCCACUGUGAACUGCAUCCUGAUUGUUAAUGGCACAGACACGUAUACUAAACCUAAGCCCAAGCCCAAACCAGAUCACGAACACGGACAUGGAAGUGGUAGUGGACAUGGAUACGGACACGGAUCCAAGCCAUCACCUUUCUACCCACCCCCUCCCCCGUACUAUCCUCCUUACUACAGCUACCCACCCUACUAUCCUCCCUACCCCUACCCACCACCUCCUCCACCACCACCACCAAAGCACCACCAUUUCAGCGGAGAUAAGCGAUCGUUCGAUGACGAGGAGGAGGACGCGAGUCGCCUGAUCGAAGCCUACAAGGGAUUGUACUACCUGCCCGGGGGAUACCCUCUGAGGAUCGGAAAGUACUCGAAGGUCAGCCAAGAGACCUCCGCCUAUCAGCCAGCCAGCUAUCCCAAGCAGGAGUAUGCAAACACCUAUCCCAAGGUGGUUCGCAACUAUGGACUGACCCAUCCCGCUCCCGUCUACGUGCGAUCGCCACAAUUCGAGCAGGAACAUUAG
Drosophila subpulchrella is the source of this 1020-nucleotide messenger RNA. RefSeq names its product homeobox protein vnd. NCBI's taxonomy places the organism in Eukaryota, Metazoa, Arthropoda, Insecta, Diptera, Drosophilidae. Bases 1 to 1020 code for a protein of 339 amino acids. The record is from RefSeq and is a predicted model, not a curated record. The transcript has 4 exons.